Molecule: messenger RNA, 4649 nt
Organism: Schistosoma intercalatum
Lineage: Eukaryota; Metazoa; Platyhelminthes; Trematoda; Strigeidida; Schistosomatidae
Source: the annotation of a GenBank genome assembly
ACUGAAUGUUUCAGUGGUCCUAUUACUUCUGUAAACUUUCAAAAACAUGCGGAAGAAACUACUGAGACAUUCCCAUCGAUCCAAACUAAAACGGGGUUUUAUACUAUGUCUGGAAUUCUAGAUUUCCUGCAAUUGGAAUGGUCAAGAAUGCAGUUAGAACGAACACAAUGGGAUGUUGAGAGAGCAGAAUUGCAUGCAAGGAUAGCAUUCCUUCAGGGUAAAUUCAGGGGGCUUGAAUGUCUUCGGAAUGAUUUGAUCCGUCGAAUCAAAAUGUUGGAAUAUGCAUUAAUAAGAGAAAGAAGUAACAAAACUCAAGAUGGGCAAUCCAAAGAAAACGAAGAAAAUAUGAUAAGUGUGCAUUUUUCUAGGUCUGAUUCUGGUACAGACCAUUUAAAAACAAAUGUUGAUAAUGAAUGGCAAAAUGAAAAUAUCCAGCUGAGCAAGUACUUAAUUGACUCAUCUUCAUCUAACGCUUCACACACUUUUGGUAACCCAGCACUGUGUGAUGCUUCUGGCGUCAGUUUGCUAGUCGGUGAUGGUCUCAGUUCAGAAACUAAUGUUCUCCAAGGGUCUCUUAAAUAUGGUGAUUCUGAGUUAAAGGGUUUACAAAAUUCACUGGAACUUCCCAUAGAACAUUGUGGUUUAGAACAAAAUAAACAGUCACAAGAUGGUCCGUUUGACUUCAGUUUGUCUAACAGUUCCAGUUUCGACUACUUAUCACUUACGGAAGAAGGGGAUUUGACAUCAACAAUUGAAUCUCAGUGUAUUACAGACCCAGAAACUGCUGAAGCACUUUUAGAAUUUGAGCAACUUGUUGCGCAAAGUCCAUGUUUGGAUAAAACUCCUUCGAUUGAACAUGUAAAAAAUAAGGAGUCCUUACACAAGGAUUGGGAUAAUUUAAAUGAACACGAACUGUUACAACGUUUCAAAGAACAGUAUCGGGCAGACCGUUCACAUGUCAAAUCUUCACAUCUGUCUCUUCAUUUUCCUCUUAUUUCUAAUGUAAAAUUAAAAGAAGACUUAAAUAUAGAUGAUAAGUUGGAAAUCACUUCAUUACCUAAUGAUUUAAAGGCUCAACAUUCUAGUUAUAGUAGUAACGAUAAUAGUGACCAACCGAUAAAUUUCGAUGCAGUUGAAGAUGAAUUGGAUAAUAUACUACCGAACUUUGAUAUGUUAAUCAAUCAAAAACAUCAACACCGUCACCAACAACGAAAUGUACCAAAAAAUGAAAUUUUACACAAUUCUAGUAUUACUACUACUAAUACUACUGCUACAACCACUACCACUACAAAUAUACUAUCAAAUCAAUUAAAUUCAACAAAUGAAUCAACUUUAAGACUAGAAGAUUUAGCAAAUCUUUCUACAAUGUCAAAAAGUGAAUUCAAUUCUAAACAAGCACAUGCAGUUGCUUUAGCAAUGGAUAAUUUGGAUGGAAUGAGUGAAUGUCUUAUUAAUAGAUCAUUAAAUGAGAAAAUUAAUCGAUCCACACCAACACAAAAUCCUACAACAUGGACAGCAAAAUAUACACUACGUAGUCAUUUUGAUGCUAUUCGUGAUAUUUGUUUUCAUCCAAGUGAAUCAGUUUUAGUUACAUGCAGUGAAGAUCAUACUUUAAAAUUAUGGAAUUUGAAUAAGACUAUUCAAACGAAGAAAUCUUCAAUGUUUGAUGUUGAACCGAUAUAUACAUUUCGUGGGCAUAAUUCACCAGUUUUAUCAGUGGCAAUGGUUCCUAGUCUAUUGAAAGUAGAUAAUUCAUGUCAAUCAGGACUGAUGAUUUCACCGAUCUAUAUAUAUUCUGGGGACUUAUCAGGUCGCAUACGUAGUUGGUGUGUAUCCAAUCUACAAUUAGAUCCUUAUGAUACUUUCGAUACAACAAUGAUGGGUCCCAUCUUUGAAGGUCAUACUGACGCGGUUUGGUCAUUAUGUUCACGUUACGACGGCUUACUGCUUUCAGCUUCCUCUGAUGGUACUUCUCGUCUAUGGCAUUUACGUCAAAAUUCAUUUGUCAGUUCUGACGUAUAUUAUAUUAGUAACAUGCUUAAUAAGUGUGAGAACAUAUCUCAACAAUAUUCAGUUCCCACUUCAGCUACAUUUUUAUGUACUAACCUAGCCCAAUUCGCUGCUGGCUUCAAUUCAGGUCAUGUAUGUUUAUUCAAUUUGGAGACACAUCAAAUUGUUAGAAAUUUUCACAUUAAUAAAACAGAUGUCAGUGAUACUUCUCAGGACGCAAAUGUAUACUCUGUAAAUUCUGUCAUCUCUCAUCCUCAUCUCUCAUUAAUAAUCAGUGCCCAUGAUGAUCGUCAAAUUCGAUUUUGGGAUUCGUUAAGUGGCAAAUGUGUUCAUUCAUUGACUGCUCAUUUGGAUUCAGUCACAACACUCAGUUUAAAUUCAAAAGGAACAUUAUUACUGUCAGCAAGUAAGAAUAAUCUCAUCAUUUUUGUUUAUCUGUUUUUGUGAAAAAUAAUGAUAUCUCAUACUUUAAAUAAAUUUUUUGAAGCUUCAAUAUACAGGUUCGUUUAGUUGCCAACUAUAGAUAAUUUAUAUAUCACACUAAGUAAUAUUAUUGAUACUACUAUCUAGACAGAAAUUUGUGAAGUAAAUUUUCACUUCAAUUUAAUAUAAUAAUAAUUGUGUCCAUUAACAACUGCUGAGCAUCGAUCCUAUCAAUUCUUACAUGAAUAAACUGAACUGAUCUUAAUAUCUCCUCUGAACACUAAUUAGCUUAUUAAUCAGUCUGGAAUUCAACAUAAUAAUGCUUUUAAUUUAAUAUAAUACUAUUUACAACUAUAAACAAAUGUCAGAUGAUGAUUAGUAGUGUUGUACUAUGUUUCUAUUUGAUUGACUUCAUGGAUAGCUUGAGCGCUAACCUCGUAAUUGUCUAUUAUAUUUAUUUAAUUAACUGAUAAAAUGAAUGUCAGUUGAUUAAUCUUUUGUAAUAAAGCUUCCUAUUAUAUCCAUUUGAUUUCUUAUUUCAUUGACACCAUAUGUUCACAACAUUGACAAUGAAAUUCAUUUUCAUCAUUAUUCAUAAAUUUUCGUAACCUUAUUUUAUGAUAGUUGGCACACGUCUUGUCAAUUCAUAUGUUAUUCUCAGGACCAAAUUUCAAAAUUGCCUCUUGUUUACGUGGACUGUAAUCGUCUCCCACCAUAUAUUUUUUGUUUCACUCUACGAUGGAUGAACUUCAGUUGUUUCGACUUUGUCAAAUUAAUGUUCUAAGGGUUUAUUUUUACUUGAUUUAAAGAUCAAAUCAGGACAUUUGUACAAAUAAGUAUAAAUAUAUGUAAUAUGUAACUCAUUUUUCAAGUAUUUGUCUGUCCAGACUAAAAUAGAUGAAACGAGUUUUGAACUGGCGGCUUGGUGUUUAUGAACCUUAUACGUAUCUUUUAUUCAACUAGAUAAAACGUCUCAGAACCUAGUAGCAAAUUCACUUUAUUUCAUUCGAUAAUGUCAAAAAUACUGAUCUAAUUUUCCAAUUUGAAAAGAGGUUCAUAAGAUAACAUCGUUUUCAAAAUCUGUUCUUGUUAAUUUUGAAUGUUAAUGUUUUCCACUGAAAUAUCUCUACGACUGUUUUCAGCAUAUCACCUAUAUGUUAUGGUAUUUGUUAAUAUGGUACACUUUUAUCUGUGUCUACCUACAGUCAAAUAAUGGCUUAUUUCUGACAAUGUUUACAUAAACAUGUUGGUAAAGAGAAAAAAACAAACAAUGAAGUUAAACUUUUCAUAUGUUGAUACUGGUUUCAAUGUUGAACUGAUUGAAUAGUUAGUUUUAAAUUACAGUUAAUUUUAGUUUCAUUAAAACUUAGAUUUUAGUUAUACAAGAUCACAUAUCUAGAUUUUAUUAGAAAUAUGAUUAGUUACACACAAAUUUGAUUUCGUUAAUUAAAAAAAAACUCUCAAGUUAAUUUAUCAUAUUUUUCUUAAAUAUAUAAACCAGAAUAUAUUACAAUAUUCCAUAACAUUUUUCAAGGUCAUGACUGUUCCAUACGAAUAUGGGAUAUCAAUACAAAAUUGUGUAUUCAAGAAAUUACAGGUCAUAGGAAAAAAUUCGGUGAAGCUAUCAAUGCAGUUGCAUUUCAUCCAACACAACAUUUUAUGGCUAGUGCUGGAUCUGAUGCAUUGGCCAAAGUAUAUGUUUAAAAACUUAAGAAGAGGAAAAAUGAAGGAGAGUGAAUGUGGUUAUAAUCAGUACAAUUAAUGUUCGCUGAUAUUUUAACCAUCAAUUGUAUAUACCUACAUUCUUUUUGUGUACAUUUUUAUUAUUAGUAGUAAAAUAUUCUGUUUAAUUAUUAUUUAUUCCAUGUUUAUUGACGUGAAUUUUUCUUUACCGUAAUGUGAUCAAUUAUUUAACACAAUCCUUUUUUUAUUAUUUUUGCUUAUCAUCUUCAUCCCAAUCUGUUAUUUAAUACUACAAACUAAUCUUGUCACAUAUAUUAUAUCGAAUUAAUUGAUGACUGUUCUUUUACGUCAAUUAUCUAUAACAUUUGCUACCUACUUACCGGUGGUUGAGUUUAAGUACGCAUUAUCUUUUAUAUACUGAACAGGCUAGCUACCUAACUUUUUAUUUCAACCAAUAUGUACAAUAUUUUGUUUCUGUAGUAUUUUUAUCAUUUAACUUUAAAGUUAUUAUUUUAAUAAAAUGCUCACUGCAC